UUGGCCGACGAGGCGGUCGCUCCGUGUCUCGUGUUCAACCGUUCGACGGGUUCGACGCAAGAACGUUACUUUCUGAUCCGUUUAAUUCGAGAGUGUGUUCAAUCAACGAAACAAAAAACAUAGAAAUAUCGGUUUCCUGAACAAAGCAGACGAUUUCUCCGAAGAUCGUAAAUACCAGUGCGACGACCAGCCGAACGGACUGCAGAACGAGGGCCAGGCUUGCGUCAAAACGUAUAUUAUUGUGCAACGACGAGUGCGUGCUUGUACCAAAAUGUAAUACCGCGACGGUGAGAUAGAGAUACGUCGACGUCGAUGUAAUCGCAAGCUUCGUUGAACGUAGACGAAGAUUUGUACAUGUACAGUCGUUUCGAAUGUGCACUUUAUGUGGUUGUGCGUGAAUGCAAUCACAAUCUACGUGUGCGCGUUGACCGGAGUGUACUCAUUCAAUUCUCCGAAGCCAAAGUUAUACGAGCAAAACUUUACGCGAUACGUUCUGACAUCCGAGGAAGGGAAAGGCUUCUCUUGAAGAGGGGGCCGGAUAGGUGGUGCGUAUUUACCCAGUGAAUCACACAUGAUUGACUCCAUGCGAUUACGAGACGCCGCUGGUAGUUUAGGUCAUCUAUGUUUACGUGAACACUUCUAAAUAUACUCGUAAACAAACAUUGAUGUCCACUUACACAGAGGAACUCGCUUAGCUGCUAGCAGGUUCAGCGAGAAUACGAGUUUUCCUCUAUCUGUUCGAGUUAAAUAGCCACGUACCUCGCUGCCACUGCUGCCGCUGCCCGUUCGUUAGAAGAAGACAAAUAUUCGCUGUGUCUUGCGAAAAGCGAAAGAAAGGAAGAGAACAAUAACACGUUGCGUCGGUCGAGAGAGCGUGGCUUUAUUGCGCCCGCUGCUCGCCUGUAUCGUGGACGUGGAGGUGUAAACACGACCGUUGGUGCCAUUGUCCUUUUGCUUUCGCAACCGGCGAACAGGGGAAGUGAUACAUUCAUUGCGUACGCCAUGCCGAGUGCCGAGGAAACAACGUAUUUAAUUAAAGUGCUGCCCGACACGACGCAGGACUUCCUUUCACGCGACGUGGACCUCCUCGUAUCGCAAAUAAAGGAAAACCUUCGACUGUCUAGUUUAAAAGCGAAGUCUAGCAUCAGUUACAAGAACCGGCCGUCGCCUUAUCAAAUACCGUCGAGGUCGUGGGCAGACCCGAACAGUUGCGAGAUGUGCGGCACGAAAAACACCGCUGCUCACGAGCAUCGUCAUCUGAAUCAUCACCAUCAUCAUCACCAUCACCUACACCACCACAAGAGGCCCACGGCUAGGGACGAUGACCCGUACGAGCUCCUGCAGGAACUUCUUAAAGAGGGUGGACUGAUAAAAGAGGCUGUAAAAAGACUUCAAGCAAAUUUGGACGAUUUAGAUAAUUCUGAAGAGGAAGUGGACGAUGAGCAAUCGUCGGUGAUAUAUCGCAGAAAACCGUAUUUCUACGAUUCCGAGGACGAGCAAUUACCGCCUGUAUACAAGCCGCUCGAACUGUGAGACUCAAGUUUUAAAUAACGAUCCUCGAUCGUAUAGAGCAGAGUGAGAAAAAAAGUUUCGGUGUUCCUCGUUAACCAGUUCUUGUUCCUUACUUUACCUUUCGGUACGGUGCAUAACGUUAACAUAAAAUGUUGAAAGAAAAACCGUAUGAUUCGUGCCGUAAGAAAGUACAACGAGGUAAAAUACAAUUAGCCGAGAGAACUCGUCUUGCACAGCAGUGUUUGUAAAUAUGGUAUGUUGUUAUUCGAAGCAGUCACGCACACGGUUUCGUGCAACUUCGGCCAAGAUCGCCGGCAUAUCGACAAUCCACGAUGCAAGAUGCGAGGCUUACGUGGAAAGCAUGGCUGCCUCGAUUCCGAGCCUCUCCGGGCUAGAUUUACAUGACAACAGCAUUUCUCCCCCUUUCCUUUUAAUUGAAACUUAGCAUACUCGUUGGAUAAAAAGGAAAAGAAGCUAAACAGUUCCUGACUGAUGCUCGCGUCCAGGGUAACAGAGUAAAAGAUAGUAUGUCUAUUUCGAGGAGUAGUUAUAACAAAUUUUUGGAACCGUCUGUAUACGACUCUUUUAUUUAGAAGAAACAAACGAUCAUUGUUAUUUUUAAUCGGUUCCCUAUUUUUUUUUUUUUUAUUAUUCUUUUCAUAGCGAUGUAAAGUAAUCUGACAGUAUGCGGUCGACGUAAAGUAGUUAUUCGAUGAUGAAGCUAAACGAGUAUUGAGAAGCAAGUGCUAUAUGACACAAAUCGAUAGCAUAAUAAUGGACAUAGUAAUUAAAUGCUUACAUGUUUAAAUUCGAUUGUUACCUCUGUUAUAUGUACAGAUAUGAUUAUAGCUUUUUUAAUAGCGUGAAGUACGGCAAAGGGCGCGUAUGAAGGUAUCCUAUAGGAUAUAUUAGUUGAGAUAAAUUUCGCUCGAUUUGUCCGGGCUAUUAUGGUCCAGUUGCUAUGAUAAUUAAGUAUAAAAAUUGUCGGAGAAACGAAUCAACGAAUUAUUAGAAAAGUCAUUUGACAGAAUUGUAUAACUAUCGCGACUCCAUGGAUAGUGAUCUCAUUUAUUUGUUUGUUUCCAUUUCUUUCGCUCGAACCAGCUAUUCAAUUACGAUAGAGAACAUUUUGUUAUGUAAUGUUCGUUGCCCGAGGCAUGUGUAUGUGUACGUUAUUUUCAAAUUAAGAUAAGUUCUAAUGAUCACGCGCACACAUAUCACCGUUCAUUUCGUCCACUGAAAAUAUAGCUGACCCGUUUGACGAGAAAGACAGAGAGGUCCCUGGCUCGGACCGAUUCGUUUCUAUUAUAAAUCGUAGGUUGCAUAGCACUUACACACGACCCAGUGAAUUUACAUUUGUUCCACGCGUAUUCCAUACUAUAUGUAUGUAGUUAUUUAUCACUAUCGAUUCUUAGUGAUACAACUGCCGUGUGCGCGUGUAAAUUUGUACGUACUUAUAUUAGAUAUUCUGUACAUACACGCGUACCGCGUAUGCAUCGUGUCCAUUUAUGUGGGUUUUUGCAGAACAGUGUAUCGUUCGUUUUCGUCUUGCGACAUCGGAACUUUCAAUGAGAAUAUAUUGACUACGAGUUGUAUGAACUUUAAUGAAUAUUCAGUUGUUAACUAAAAAUGUACGUACUGGGUUGGAUCGCGAACGCGUGAUCGUAUGAACAAAUGUAUUUGAGGAAUUACUACGAGAUUCUGCAUUUUGCGUCCUAUGUGCGUGCAUGUGUGUGUGUGUGUAUGUGUGUGCGUGUGUGCGAUGAUUGCGUUUACGUAGGAAUGUUUAACCAGUGAAAAAUUUGUCUUUGAAUUCAUUGAACUGUAAAUUAAACAAGCUAUAUACCUCGUUGUGAUGGUCGGAUUUCUCAUUCGACAAACCUUAAUCAUGUGAAUAAAUGAAUAAAACAUUUCAUUCUAA
Ceratina calcarata is the source of this 3433-nucleotide messenger RNA. Its product is annotated as GSK-3-binding protein-like. The record is from RefSeq and is a predicted model, not a curated record. The transcript has a single exon. The coding region runs from base 1003 to 1533 and encodes 176 amino acids. NCBI's taxonomy places the organism in Eukaryota, Metazoa, Arthropoda, Insecta, Hymenoptera, Apidae. Gene Ontology annotation, cellular component: cytoplasm.